This is a messenger RNA of Aureobasidium pullulans EXF-150, 1792 nucleotides long. Its product is annotated as alpha/beta-hydrolase. The record is from RefSeq and is a predicted model, not a curated record. The transcript has 3 exons. Gene Ontology annotation, molecular function: dipeptidyl-peptidase activity. Bases 1 to 1752 code for a protein of 583 amino acids. NCBI's taxonomy places the organism in Eukaryota, Fungi, Ascomycota, Dothideomycetes, Dothideales, Saccotheciaceae.
AUGCCGCCACCUGUACAGAUCGCUUUCAAGCGCAUCGGAGAGCCCAAGGUCGGCGAGAACGGUUAUCUGGGUUUCACCCCUGGCCGCGAGGAAGUACACAAAGCUGACAUUUUGGUCCAGCACGACGUCGAAAUCAUUGUCCGUGAUGGCGCUCGCCUCUACGUCGACAUCUACCGCCCUGCAGGCUCAGACGAGAAGAUACCCGCAGUCUUGAGUUGGUCGUUCUAUGGCAAGAAGUACAGCGCUCUUGACAUGCUUCCAAUCUGUGUCUGGAAGUGUUGUGUUACCGACAAGAUGCUCAGUGGCCUCGAGAAAUUUGAAGGUCUCGACCCCGCACAUUGGUGUCCUCGUGGCUACGCAAUUGUCAGCGUAGACUCCCGUGGUGCCGGCAACAGCGACGGUCAGAUUGCUGUCAUGGGCACCCAAGAUGCUGAAGACGGAUUCGAUGUCGUAGAAGCCAUCGCCAAGAUGGACUGGUGCAAUGGAAACAUCGGCAUGGCUGGCAACUCAGCUCUCGCAAUCUCACAAUGGAACAUCGCCGCUCAACAACCGCCAUCUCUUAAGGCUAUCGCACCCUGGGAGGGUAUGGACGACAUCUACCGCGAGCAAUUCUGCAGAGGUGGAUGGUUCUCCAUGAGCAAUUUCGACCUGAUCGCAAAGGCUAUCGUCCGUGGUCAGCCGAAUGCCGGUCUUGAAGAUCUGGAAGAGAUGUACAGACGUAAACCUGCCGGAAGCGCUUUCUGGGAGGACAAGAGAAUCGACAUGAAGAAGAUCAAGUGCCCUGUCUACAUCAGAGGCUCCGAAGUCAGCGCUCUUCAUACCAUGGGUUCGAUCAGAGGAUGGAUGGAGAUCCCUCAUGACCAGAAAUGGAUCCACUGGGGCAGCACCCAGGAAUGGUAUGAGCUCUAUGGUCAACCAGAAUCAAACGACGAGUUGCAAAAGUACUUCGACCGUUUCCUCAAGAACAAGAAGAACGACUGGGAGUCUACCCCCAGACUCAGCUGGUCUCUACUUCAAUUCGGCGACCGCCCUGCCAUCGAGCACGUUUUGAUCGAGGAUUUCCCCGUCCCAAACACAGACUACAAAGAAUUCUACCUCAGCCCAGACAACAAACUCGUCGACAAACCCCUCUCCUCCCUCCAAAAACUCACCUACGACUCCGAACAACAUCUCAGUUUCGCCAUAUUCACAAAGACCUUCGACAAACCCACUUCCCUGCUGGGUCUGCCCAAAGCAAUCCUCUACGUUUCCUGCGCCGACACUUCCCGCGACGACUUUACCGUCUUCAUCAUCCUCCGCAAAUUGGACAAGAAUGGCAAAACGCUAUACCAUCUCAAUUUCCCCAUCGAGGCCACUCCUGUCAAAUCAAUCGACGAUAUCCCAGAAAAGGAAAUGGCCUCUUUGAAUCUCUUCUCCGGCGCUACGGGAAUCCUGCGUGCUUCCCACCGCGAGAUCGACGAGAGCAAGAGUAUCCAUCCGCAAUUCCCCUUCCAUCCUCACAAGCGUCAGCAAAAGCUCGGCCCCAAUGAGAUUGUGAAGCUUGAAAUCGGUAUUUGGGCAAUGGGUGUGCAUUAUGAUGCCGGUGAGAGCAUUUCUGUACGAAUCGGUGGACAGUAUCCUAGUAUUGCCGAGUUUACCAGUUUCUCGGGUCCUAGACCUGAGCAUGAGUUGAACAGGGGAGAACACAUUAUUCACUCUGGUCCUGAUCACCCGAGUAGAAUCAUUCUGCCUUUUGUUGAGGUUAAUGUUUAGAUUGUUUCUCAGUUUUCAUAGAUAUACCAAUCAUAUUUCG